AUGAAGCCCUUCAUUUCACUCUUUGUCGCCCUUCACUACCUAAGCUUGGCCUCGGCUACGAUAUACAAGCCCUCAGAUCAUAGUCCUAGGACCCGCUGCUUCCCCUUUUUUCGUAAGAAGGACAUACUUAAAGAAGUGAGAACACGGUACGACGAUGAAGAGGGCGAGGCCCUCCAGGUGGCCCGGAAGGCUUGCGAGAGUAACUUCCACGGCGUCUGGAGAAGAAGUACAACCCGUGAACGAUGUUAUAACCUCGGCCGUCACAAGCAUGUGAGAAUUACAGUUGAGCUCUCAGACGCGAGCCCCGAACCUCUUCAGAGCCUUGCUAGUGAGGAGUGCUACCGCAGACUCUCAGGGGAUAUCACCGACUGCCCGUGGGGGAGUGGUGUGUGGUACGGAGUCUGGCGCUAUAGGCAAGUAACCCUCCUACGCUGA
Molecule: messenger RNA, 435 nt
Organism: Clonostachys byssicola
Lineage: Eukaryota; Fungi; Ascomycota; Sordariomycetes; Hypocreales; Bionectriaceae
Source: the annotation of a GenBank genome assembly